This is a messenger RNA of Gaeumannomyces tritici R3-111a-1, 648 nucleotides long. RefSeq lists its product as hypothetical. The coding region runs from base 1 to 648 and encodes 215 amino acids. The transcript has a single exon. Lineage: Eukaryota; Fungi; Ascomycota; Sordariomycetes; Magnaporthales; Magnaporthaceae. The record is from RefSeq and is a predicted model, not a curated record.
AUGUCCUUACCGCGGCCGGGCAGGAGCAGGUUGUCCUUUGUGCCAAAGUGCUGGUCGCUGCACGACACGGCCACGCCGCCGUUCUGGGCCGCGGCCAGGUCCAGGACGGCGGCCGGGUCGGCGGGGAAAACGGGGGCGGCGCGGCCGAAGAGGCGGAAGCGCGCGAUGCCGCCGUCCGGGUACAUGUUGAGCCGCACGUGGGUGUACUUUUUCCCCGUCGGGCUUUCGAGCCGCCAGCCGAAGCGGCUGCUGGGCCCGCACUCCUGCAGGCCCAGGACCGUCUCCCAGCCGCCGCGGGUGCCGGCCCAGGAGGCCACCUCGGCGUCGGCUCCGGAUUCGGGCCGGAAGCAGGCCUCGACCGAGACUGCGGGGGCGUGGUUGCCCGAGAAGAAGGCGGUGUCGACCUCGACGCCCUCGACGGUGCCCGAGGCCACGCCCAGGCGGAUGACGACCCAGUCGAAGGCGGCCUGGUUGUGCCGGCGCGUCUCCCAGCCGUCGUACCACGCGCCCGUGUACACCAUCUUGCCGGGCUGGCGCACGGGCGGGGUCGGGGUCAGGAGGUUGGCCGCCUCGGCGAACCACUCGUCUGAGAAGGCCAGGACCUUGCCGCCCAUUGCGGCCGAGAUGAGGUCUUUAGGAGGGGGUUAG